CCCUCCGCCAUUAAUCCUUCACCACAUUCUCACCAGAGCAAUUCUCAUUCCCUUGUCCUGACUAUACCUCAGAGUGAUCUUGGAAUAACUAAAUCCCAGCUACAACAAUGGCAGCAAUUCAGUCGGCAGAGCAAGAGCACCCUGUUCCGGCCUUUGGUUGGGCUGCAAGGGACCAAUCUGGUGUCCUUUCCCCUUUCAAUUUCUCCAGAAGAGAAACAGGGGAGACGGAUGUGAAGUUCAAAGUGCUCUACUGCGGUAUCUGCCACUCCGAUCUCCACAUGAUCAAGAACGAAUGGGGUACCUCCACGUACCCACUGGUCCCCGGCCACGAAAUCGUCGGCCAGGUCACCGAAGUCGGCAGCCAAGUCACAAGAUUCAACCCCGGCGACCGAGUCGGCGUCGGCUGCAUCGUCGCCUCGUGCCGCUCCUGCGACAACUGCAUCGACGACCUCGAAAACUACUGCCCCAAAUACACCCUCACCUAUUCCGGCCUCAGCUCCGACGGCACCAUAACCUACGGCGGCUACUCCGACGUCAUGGUCUGCGACGAGCACUUCGUCCUCCGAAUCCCCGACGCCCUGCCCCUCCAUUCCGCCGCUCCUUUGCUCUGCGCCGGGAUCACGGUUUACAGCCCAUUGAGAUACUAUGGGCUGGACCGGCCCGGGAUGAAAGUGGGCGUUGUUGGGCUUGGUGGGCUGGGCCACGUGGCCGUCAAAUUCGCCAAGGCCAUGGGGGCUAAAGUCACCGUCAUCAGCACCUCGCCGGCCAAGAAAGAGGAGGCAAUCCGAAACCUGGGCGCCGAUUCGUUUCUGAUCAGCCGCGAUCAGGACGAGAUGAAGGCGGCGAUGGGGAGUUUUGACGGGAUCAUCGAUACGGUGUCGGCGGAUCACCCGUUGGUGCCGUUGAUUGGGCUGCUGAAGACGAAUGGGAAGUUGGUCUUGGUCGGGGCGCCGCCGAAGCCGCUUGAGCUGCCGGCUUUCUCGUUGCUGAUGGGCAGGAAGAUGGUCGGCGGGAGCGGGAUUGGAGGGAUGAAGGAGACGCAGGAGAUGCUUGAUUUUGCGGCCAAACAUGGCGUUGCGGCGGAGGUCGAGGUUGUUCCCGUGGAAUAUGUGAACGAGGCCAUGGAACGUUUGGAGAGGGCGGAUGUCAAGUACAGAUUCGUCAUUGACGUUGGCAACACAUUGCUGAACAAUGCUUGA
Molecule: messenger RNA, 1199 nt
Organism: Linum tenue
Lineage: Eukaryota; Viridiplantae; Streptophyta; Magnoliopsida; Malpighiales; Linaceae
Source: the annotation of a GenBank genome assembly